CUUCAAUCUUGACUUGACCCUUCGACUAGUAGACUCUACUACUCUUUUUGCACGUGCGUGAAAGGUCUCCGUUAUACCCUUUGCGAAAGCAUACCUCUUCUCUCAACAACACAGCCACUAAAAGGCCCAACACCUGGCUCGUCAUUGGUAAGGAACCAACCGUCAGCCCACCAUGGCUAAUGAUGAAUCCGAUGCUCUUGAUGUGCUUGAAAAGGAAGCCAAAGAAUAUGAUAAGGAUGCUGAGAUAGACCGUAUUCUGAAAGCAUUUAGACUUGAUGCCUACGCAGUUCUCGAUCUUCAACCCGGUGUACCUGAGUCAGACAUCAAGAUCGUUUAUCGAAAGAAGUCUCUACUAAUUCACCCCGACAAAACCAAAAACCCACUAGCACCAGAGGCAUUUGACCGACUGAAGAAAGCGCAGACCGCCCUGGUUGACGAAAAGGAGCGGCAACAUCUUGACGAAUGCAUUGCGGAUGCGAGAGAGUUGCUGAUUCGACAACACAAAUACACUGUUGAUUCCGAAGAAUUGAAGACGGAAGAGUUCAAGCAGGAAUGGAGAAAGAAGACGGUGGAAGUGCUGGUCGAUGCUGAGGCACGGCGAAGGAGACAGAUGAAAGCCCGGAUGCAAGAAGAGGGACGAGAGAAGGCCAAAGAAGACGCCGAGAUCGAAGAGAGGAAGCGGAAGCGUGAUCACGAGAAGAACUGGGAGGAGACGAGAGAGCAGCGGAUAGGCAGUUGGAGAGAUUUUCAGAAGGGCGUCAAGAAGUCAGAAGACCAGAAGAAGAAAAAAAAGAUGAAGGUCUUGGGGUGAUGGGUGAGUGUCGAGGGAUCGCUACUUGAGAGGGACUUGUAAUUGUACGAUAGACAUGAGGCCUGCGAUUUGAGGAAUAUGUCGACGAUAAUUGGUGUGUUGACUUGACUCAUACGAGCACCAAUGCAGCCAUUACCGUAUCCUGUAUGGAAGAAAAUGAGUAUACGAACAUCAAGCUGUA
Messenger RNA from Exophiala oligosperma, 992 nucleotides. RefSeq lists its product as uncharacterized. The transcript has 3 exons. Lineage: Eukaryota; Fungi; Ascomycota; Eurotiomycetes; Chaetothyriales; Herpotrichiellaceae. The coding region runs from base 173 to 811 and encodes 212 amino acids. The record is from RefSeq and is a predicted model, not a curated record.